Molecule: messenger RNA, 1113 nt
Organism: Aspergillus versicolor CBS 583.65
Lineage: Eukaryota; Fungi; Ascomycota; Eurotiomycetes; Eurotiales; Aspergillaceae
Exons: 5
Coding region: 1-1113 (370 amino acids)
Molecular function (GO): oxidoreductase activity
Source: RefSeq, a predicted model, not a curated record
AUGGGGUCCAUCGCGCCCCAAGAUCCGUUCGCAGACACAGCAUCUUUGAUAGAAAUAUUCGAUAUACCCAAUAGCCGCCGUGUCCACGACAAGGUGUUCCCUUUUGGAAUUAAAGUUAAAGAUGGGGAGAGCUUCACAGAUGUGGAUGCCGCCAUUAAGCAUCUCGAGCCUCUUGUAGAGGAGGGCAUAUUCAACUCCCUCCUGACUCAGCCAGAUGGGGCGAUACUUUUCCGUGGUCUCCCUAUUCACAAUGCAGAAGAUCUAUCGAAAUUUACAAAGGCGUUCAAGCUCCCACAACCGCAUCAAGAGGUCGGUCUGUCAGGCAAGAGAAGCACUCUAGGAGGGAACGUUAAGACGGCCAAUGAGGAGCCUCCUAAUGUGAAGUUCUACUACCAUAAUGAGUAUGGUCGGAGUGCCCACUUCCCGGGAAUUGUUUUCUUCUUUUCUCAGAAGGUUCCUGAGCAGGGUGGACAGACGCCUCUUCUAUCGACGGUGGAGCUAUAUGAUAGACUUCGAGAGGAGGUUCCACAAUUUGUUGACACUCUGAUUGAAAAGGGAAUAAUCGGCCGGCAAUACUACCCAGCAAAAGAGGACCCCGAGUCGCUCACCAUCGGCUGGAACUGGCAAGACUCAUACGGAUUCACCAUAAAACAAGACGACUCUCUCGCAACAAAACGCCACAAAGUCGAACAAGUGCUCAAAACCCAUCUCCAGGCAGAAGCCGAAUGGCAGCCCAACGGCGCGCUGCAUGUCCUCCAGCGGCUUCCCGCUUUCAGGCAGAUUGCAUCGACCGGUCAGAUCGUACCGUUCAAUGGACUCGGUGGUGUCUAUGGACGGCAGCGAGAUAGAAAGGCUCUUGCGCCGCCAUGGAGGGGAAUUGACGGCGGGGUUCAUCUCCCGACUACGUAUGGCGAUGGGUCUGAGAUUCCGAAGGAGUAUUUGGAGAGAUUAUUGGAUAUUUCGGAUGAUAUUGGGUUUCUUGUUCCCUGGGAAGAGGGGGAUGUGGCAUUGGUAGAUAAUUAUACUGUUCAGCAUGCGAGGACGCCUUGGGUUGGGGAGCGGUCUUUGCUGGUUAGUCUGUGGGACGGACAUGAGAAGUUCAUUUCUGUUUGA